AUGGCAGAGGUCAUCGGUCUGGUAGCAUCUCUCAUCACCCUGGCAGGUGCGAGUGCGCAGCUAGCCAGGACGCUGCUCGACGUCGCUAAUGUCAUCAAAUCCGCAGAGUACGAAGCUAGGCUCAUUGCUGCAGACAUCAAUGUAUUCUCAAGCUCUCUAACACAGUUGAGUAUGGUUGUGGACACCCCAAACAUCAAGACGGAAAAGCUUCGCGAAAUUACUGUCGUCUUGAUCGCUGCAUGCAAAACACUCAUAGAGGAUUUAAAGAUGCUCAUCGGAGAGCCGGUUCAGCACAACCCUGCAAGACGCGCUUUCACCAUAUCGAUGGUACGAUUCCGUUUCAGGUGGAUGAAAGUCGGGCCUAAGGUCAUGUUUGUCAAGAGCCUGAUCGACUCUUUCAAAACCACUAUCAUCGUCCUUGUCUCCACGAUGAACUUAGCCGUCGUGCUGGAGCGGAAUGCCCCCGAAUCUAUAAGCGAAAAUCUGAAAAUACAGGUUGAGAGCAACAUCAAAUUUGCGGAACACGCUACCGAGUGUCUGCGCUAUCACACGACUGUUCAGCAAGACGAGGAUUCAUCUUUCACGCCCACUGUGGAUUCCAGCGCUGCAACGGAAAUUGAAGACGCGGCACAAGGUGCUGGGGGGGCGCUAAUUGUGUCUAGGUCGGGGCCUCUGGACAAGCGCAGCCUAGCAGUACACGACGCAACACUUGUCACAAAUCCAGACUUUGAGCACGAUGAGUUCGCCCUCCAAAUCUUCCGCGAUUUCACGCAAGCAAUCGAAAUGCAGCAGAUGUCUAGCGCGUUAGCCAAAGAUGUGCUGGAUUAUCCUAGCCGAAAAGCGGCAUGGGACUGGGAUGCCUCCGAGAGCUCCUCUGUACACAAGCGCACAGACUCAGCUAGUGAUGUCGUUACCCCCGCUGCACCUGAAGAGUCAACCCCCCCUAAGCGUGAAUCUCGAUCAACGGCGAGGAAGGCCGACCGCUCGACAAUAAAUGCGGGAGCUCGCCGGCAGAAACCCUCUAGGUAUAAGGACGAAGAGACGGCGCGUUAUGGCAAUCAACAGGAACGCAAUCCGCGUAGUCGCAGCUAUGAAGUUGACAGACUGGCGAAUCUUGAAAGAUUGAUUUUAAUUCAGAAAGAUGAGCAGCUCAAGAGGGAAGCUGCUGCGGAUGCGGCACGCUAUGUAGAGCGACAAGCAGCCGAUAUGAAAGAUGCAAGGAUAGCUGAGGAGAAGAAAGCAGCGAGUGAGAAAGCAAAGCUCAUGUUAGAGGCUGCGCAAAGGGCAAGAGAGGCGGCUGAAGAGAAGGCAGCAGAGGAGCAGAAGUCUAUAGAAGCCGCUCAUGCGAGAGCCCUACAGGACGCGAAAGAAGCGGCGCAAGAAUUAGAGAAAGCAAAGAUACUUGCACCAAAGACGAGUGCGCCCAUUAUCUUCCAUGACCCCGUUGGUCGUAAGUUCGAAGGCCCCUGGCGUUUGUGUAGCACGUGGGAGGGGAUGAGGGAAUUCCUCGAUAAGAUCUGUGCUGGAUCACAAGAGGUCUACAAGCUAAUGCACAGCGGAGAGUACGACCUUGUUAGAGGUGACGACGUCAUCAUCCUAACGGGGUUGUGGGAUAGCAUGGUUGUUCCUGGAUCAUCAAUAACGAUGCGCGCCAGAACUUCAGCCGAGAAGAAAGCUCCGUGGUUUCGUAGGUCGGUAGGAAAGGGAGGUGGCUAA
Messenger RNA from Alternaria triticimaculans, 1716 nucleotides. RefSeq lists its product as uncharacterized. Lineage: Eukaryota; Fungi; Ascomycota; Dothideomycetes; Pleosporales; Pleosporaceae. The transcript is spliced from 4 exons. The coding region runs from base 1 to 1716 and encodes 571 amino acids. The record is from RefSeq and is a predicted model, not a curated record.